UCUCGUCGUGUUUUUAGUCUAAAAUUCUCCUAAAAUCGGCAUUUAAUUAGUGUUCAAAGGCUUUAAAGGCCAAAAAUCAUACUCAGUAGUGUCAAAAUCCGACGUGAGAUGCGAAUUUAACGCCAGAGUAGAGCAAUUCAAAAAAAAAAAAAAUUGAUAUGUAAAGUCUUAUCAAAGAUGUUGACGCUUAAUAGUAGUAACAAUAAUGACAAUAGUAGUAAUAGCAAUGCAAACGGUGGCGAAAAACGACCGAACGACUACACCAACGAUGUAAAUAAAUUAAUAAAAUGCGGAUUUAUGAUUAAGCGAUCGCAAAAUAAAAAGCGAUUCACCUCUGUGAAUUACAAAAGGCGAUGGUUUGAAUUGAACCUUGUCUAUUUGCACUAUUAUGAUGUUCAAAAUGAUCAGAAACGCAAGGAACGAGGAAGAAUUGAUCUGCGAGGAAUCCGAGUUGUGGAAGCGGCGAUUUUAAACAACGGUGGAGAUGUAAUUGCUCCUGAAGGAUUUCCAUUUCAAAUAGGAUAUUGCGAGACAAGUGGAUCGAUCUCAGGAAAUAGUACAUUACCUCAAUACACGCUUUAUGUUCUGGCAACAACAGAAAAAGAGCGCACCGAGUGGAUACGGGUCAUAAGAAAAGCUUGUGAAGAAUUCAGUCCAAAAUCCUUCCGAUUCCAUCCUGGCAUUUGGCUAAUCAAAAAGUGGUCUUGCUGCAAAAGUCUGAGUCGCACUGCACUGGGUUGCCAAGUGACAACAGCAUGGCCCGAAACUAACAAUAAUCCAAGUACAGCUAGUUCUCCCGCACAAACGUCAUUGAGAAGCAUAAGUCCGAGUUUAAAUACAGCCACAAAUUUAUUCGCACAAAAUUCGAGGCAGCAGCAUCACAAUAGUUCAAGUAGUUUAGGAAAUACGACUCCAACAGCUCCUCCACAGCAGUCUGUGUUAUUGACAAACAUGCCUGGCGGAACGGCACCCGGGACGCCCAUCUCGAAGACAAAAGAUGGAUUACCGCAUAUAAAGGUCGUCGUUGCCCUUUAUCCCUUUAAAGCAAUAGAAAAUGGAGAUUUAUCUUUAGAGAAGAAUGCUGAAUACGAAGUGAUAGACGAUUCGCAGGAACAUUGGUGGAAAGUUAAGGAUCAGCACGGCAAUAUUGGUUACAUUCCAAGUAAUUAUGUCAAGGAAAAGGAAUUAUUAGGUUUAUCAAAAUACGAUUGGUAUGUUGGAGACAUGUCACGACAACGUGCUGAAUCCCUAUUGAAACAAAAUGACAAGGAAGGAUGUUUUGUCGUUCGGAAGUCUUCCACAAAAGGACUAUACACUUUAUCACUCCACACCAAAGUUCCACAAUCUCACGUUAAACAUUAUCAUAUAAAGCAAAAUGCCAGAGGCGAUUUUUAUCUGUCGGAAAAACAUUGCUGUGAAACAAUACCAGAUCUUAUCAACUAUCAUAAACAUAAUUCCGGAGGUCUUGCGUGUCGCUUAAAGGUCUCGCCGUGUGAUCGUCCUGUUCCUCCAACUGCGGGCUUGUCGCAUGACAAAUGGGAAAUUCAUCCAUCCGAAUUGAUGCUUUUGGAAGAAUUAGGCUCAGGUCAGUUUGGUGUCGUUCGUCGUGGAAAAUGGCGCGGAUCAACAGAUGUCGCCGUAAAAAUGAUGAAAGUCGGAACCAUGUCUGAGGAUGAUUUCAUUGAAGAAGCAAAAGUUAUGACUAAAUUGCAACAUUCAAAUUUAGUGCAAUUGUACGGUGUCUGUUCCAAGCAUCGCCCAAUUUAUAUCGUCACCGAAUACAUGAAACAUGGAUCCUUAUUGAAUUACUUGCGACGCCACGAACAAUCCUUAAUCGGUAAUAUGGGAUUAUUACUCGAUAUGUGCAUACAGGUAUGCAAAGGCAUGUCCUAUUUGGAGCGCCACAACUACAUUCAUCGUGAUCUCGCAGCAAGAAAUUGCCUCGUUGGAUCUGAAAAUACGGUAAAAGUUGCUGAUUUCGGUCUCGCUCGUUAUGUGCUCGAUGACCAAUACACAAGUUCCGGUGGCACAAAGUUUCCUAUAAAAUGGGCACCGCCCGAGGUUCUCAACUACACGAGAUUCUCCUCGAAAAGUGAUAUUUGGGCGUAUGGUGUUUUGAUGUGGGAAGUAUUCACAUGCGGAAAAAUGCCAUAUGGACGCCUUAAAAAUACGGAAGUAGUUGAACGGGUACAACGUGGAAUUAUCUUAGAGAAACCAAAGGCGUGUGCUAAAGAGAUAUAUGAUGUCAUGAAAAAAUGUUGGUCUCACAGUCCCGAAGACAGACCAGGAUUCCGGAUACUAAAAGACCAAUUAGCAUUAGUCGCACAAGGGCUAACAGACUAAAAAAAGCAACUUUUUUUUAUAUUUGACUAAAAAAAUAUAUUUUAAGACAAUGUUGAUAUUUGUGCAAGUAAGGAAUAAACAUUUUCAUAUCUCUAAAAAAUUAUCCAAUACUCAUAUUACAAGAGAAAUUUACCAAGUUUGAAAAAAAAAGAAAAAAAAAUCAAAACAUUGCCACUUAUAAGAGCCAUCAUUUUUAUUUGUUUGUUUUUAUGUUAAAAAAAAAAUACUGAUAAUAGUAAGUACAGUGACUGAGAUUAACU
Molecule: messenger RNA, 2603 nt
Organism: Culicoides brevitarsis
Lineage: Eukaryota; Metazoa; Arthropoda; Insecta; Diptera; Ceratopogonidae
Gene: Btk29A
Product: tyrosine-protein kinase Btk
Exons: 15
Coding region: 178-2343 (721 amino acids)
Biological process (GO): protein phosphorylation; intracellular signal transduction
Cellular component (GO): plasma membrane
Molecular function (GO): ATP binding; non-membrane spanning protein tyrosine kinase activity; protein binding
Source: RefSeq, a predicted model, not a curated record